CUUUGGGUGCUCCAUCCCAGAGGUCUGCGUGAUUAGAGUCGAAAGGCAUUCGAUAUUACCUCUUUCUAGUACGUUUGAACAAUUCGUACAUGUUAUGCUUUGUUAAUGGAAGCUGUGAACAUGGUAUCGUCAUCUGAAACUCUACAAGCUGUACUCCUGCUUGUUUCGGUCACCAGGACACUUCUGGCGGAGUCUGCAAUCCCAUGGUCAUGCCAUUCACCAGGAUGGUCUGUCAAUAGGACAAGUCACGGCAGUGACCAACCUCAGAAGCAGUUCCUUACAUCCGCUGGGACAACCUUCCUUUCCAGCAGCAACAGAACGCAUAACACCACUAGCGUUUCGCUGAACCUUGAACCAGGCUGCGGAGGCAGAAUCACUGAAAUUACGUUUCAUGGGUCGGGCGCCUGUAACGCCAUGAUCGAACGCACUGUCAACUACGGGAAUUGCUGCAGAUACCAAACCACUGUUCGUGCAAGUUCUAGUGUAAGAAAGUGUGGAAGACGCGCUAACCUUCUCCUCACGGUGCCUGUGACGGAUAAUCUCAGGCUAGCUGAAGGACAUUAUAGGGUUGAAGUGAAGGUGACGCUGUUCACGAAACACCGCUGCAAUACUUGCAUUGUUGAUCUUGACAAAAGCAUACGUAUAUUGGCUGAAGACGCCUCGCCACAGCACUGUUGGGACGAAUGCAAGCGAAUGUGCCCAAGCGCAACAGCUGCUGCUGGUGCAUGCAUACCAUGCCAAACUGCUCAUCCCGUACAUUGUUCCUGCCAGCCCUCAAUCCAUGCCCCGGACACAUUUACUUCCAAGCCCGAUCGGGACACAAGCAGUACACGUGCGAGUGCAGUGAGUGGAGAAACGAACUCCAAGCUUUAUCUCACGGUAAUUUAUUGUGGUAGCGCAAUACUAGGGCUCAUGAUCAUUUCUUUAUCAGUCGUGUUCAUAGCCAAGCACGUGAAAGCAACUGAAACUGAGCCCACUCAAGCGCAAAGUCAACAGACGCAAGCAGAAUGGCCUCCAGGUGAGCUUCCGAGCACCAGCAUGGACUACCACAGCAGCUCUCUGAUCUCGCUGCACACUCACACAUCCCAUGCGGCCCCUGGCACUGUACACAGGGUCGGAGAGAACUCGAGUGUGGGCGAAUUCCAUGGCAGGAACAGCGCUGUGGCUGAGUCCUUAAUGGAUGUUGCCUAUAAGCUGGGUAAGCGACAAACCGUGCGUGAAGUCGGAAAGCCAUCUGCCCGGAACGAGUCUGAUCGCUACGUCAAUGUGACAUCAUCUGUUCGACAGACGGACCCCCACUGCUGCUUUGAUGAACUGCAAUGCGAACCACACUACACUGCGAUGAGGAAGCCAACGUUCCUGGCAAGCGUGCAGCAAUGACAUCGCUUACUAGUCUAGUCUACUCUAGCAUUCUUUUUCAAGAUAAAUUAUCUAAAUUUGAAGAUCAUACGCACAUCGAAUGAGGAAGAGAUUACGCUGGAUAUCCAUACCAAUUACCAAAGUUACAAGUGAUGCACCGUACGUCUGGAACAAAAUGAAUGUGUGCGGCUCAUUGUCUCACCCACAGUUUCUCUCACUUUUACAUCGUCAGUUGCAGCAAGUGAUAGUUUACAGUAUGUAAGAGUUUUGCACUUUUGUGUUCAAUGUUAACCUGGCUUAACUAGCAUACCCAUGCGAAUGUGUUCUUCUGUGCUCUCUGAAACACAGUCCAAUGCAUUUCGCGAGGAUAGGGAGAACGUUUGUCACACUUGCUUAGGCACACCAUUUCUAACCAUUUCAGAUUAUCUUUCCUUAGUUAUCAAUAUAUUAUUCAUAUCUAAUACGAACAGCGGCUCGUGUGGAGCCUAAUUAGACCGAUUUCAACAUGUCACCAUGCAGUAGGAAACGUUCACGUUUAUACAUGGAUUUAUAGUAGGUUGUUAGAACCUUAUUUAGAUUCUGCCUUUGUUUUUGCAUCGACUGAAGGCUUAGAUAUACAAACCAUACUGUCAAAAAAAGUUGUUCAUGCCGAUAAACACAA
Messenger RNA from Sycon ciliatum, 2020 nucleotides. RefSeq lists its product as uncharacterized. Bases 106 to 1380 code for a protein of 424 amino acids. The record is from RefSeq and is a predicted model, not a curated record. The transcript has 3 exons. NCBI's taxonomy places the organism in Eukaryota, Metazoa, Porifera, Calcarea, Leucosolenida, Sycettidae.